Trifolium pratense (red clover) is the source of this 2318-nucleotide messenger RNA. Its product is annotated as protein DETOXIFICATION 46, chloroplastic-like. Gene Ontology annotation, biological process: transmembrane transport. The record is from RefSeq and is a predicted model, not a curated record. Gene Ontology annotation, molecular function: antiporter activity; xenobiotic transmembrane transporter activity. Bases 76 to 1728 code for a protein of 550 amino acids. Lineage: Eukaryota; Viridiplantae; Streptophyta; Magnoliopsida; Fabales; Fabaceae. Gene Ontology annotation, cellular component: membrane. The transcript has 14 exons.
UUUUCUUUCUCUUUCGUCAUCUUCCCACACUUUUCAUUGCGCCUUCUUUUCCUUCACUCCAGGAAGAUAACAAAAAUGGCGCACAAACUCUCACUACAUUUAAAUCAUCACACUCUUCACACUUCUCUCUUCCGUAACCGCUACCUCAUUUCACAUUCAAAUCGUCACUUACCUUUACAUUUCCUCGCACCAUCCCAUCUCAACAACACCAUUAUCCAUUCAACAAACCAACACAUUACAUCGUCGAGACACCAUCGAUUUGAUCCCCUAACAGCUCGGGUAGUUCAAAAUUACGAAUUCAUAGAUGGAUCCGAAGAGAUACACCAAAUCAGCGAGACUUCUGAAGAAGAAAAAGAAGUGACGGAAUUGAUUGAGCAGAGUAUAUGGAUUCAGAUGAAGGAAAUUGUUUUGUUUACUGGACCUGCAAUUGGACUUUGGUUAUGUGGACCGUUGAUGAGUCUAAUCGAUACUGCGGUUGUUGGUCAAGGAAGUUCAAUAGAGCUAGCUGCUUUAGGUCCUGCUACUGUUUUCUGUGAUUAUUUGGGAUACUUGUUUAUGUUUUUGUCGAUUGCUACUUCAAAUAUGGUUGCUACUGCACUUGCUAAACAGGAUAGGGAGGAAGUGCAGCAUCACAUAUCUGUCUUGCUUUUUAUUGGGUUAACAUGUGGCUUGGCGAUGCUUGUGUUCACAAGGUUAUUUGGCGCAACAACGCUCGCAGCUUUUACUGGACCGGAGAAUGUACAUUUAGUACCUGCAGCUAAUACUUAUGUCCAGAUUCGAGGAUUGGCAUGGCCUUCUUUACUUGUUGGAUUGGUUGCUCAGAGUGCAAGCCUUGGUAUGAAAGAUUCUUGGGGACCCUUGAAGGCAUUGGCUGCUGCCAGUAUUAUAAAUGGAAUUGGCGAUAUAAUUCUGUGCAGCUAUUUAGGCUAUGGGAUUGCUGGGGCUGCAUGGGCUACAUUAGCGUCGCAGGUUGUUGCUGCGUACAUGAUGAGCCAAACUCUAAACGAGAAGGGAUACAAUGCAUUUUCCUUCUCCAUUCCUUCGGGGAAGGAGUUUCUGGCAAUAUUUAGUCUUUCGGCUCCCGUAUUUCUUUCAUUGUUGUUAAAGAUGGCUUUCUACGCUCUACUUGUAUAUUUUGCUACAUCAAUGGGUACACAUAAAACGGCUGCUCAUCAAGUUAUGGUUCAGAUCUUCACGAUAUGCACCGUAUGUGGUGAACCUCUCUCCCAAACUGCUCAAUCAUUUAUGCCUGAGUUGAUGUAUGGAAUAAAUCGGAGUUUGGAAAAGGCUCGGUCGCUUCUAAGGUCUCUUUUAACUAUUGGAGCUAUUCUUGGUUUGCUUUUUGGGAUAGUUGGAACAUUUGUCCCCUUGUUAUUCCCCUACAUGUUUACACCUGAUCAUAUGGUCAUCCAGGAGAUGCACAAGAUCCUGAUUCCAUACUUUUUAGCGCUAGUGGUGACGCCUGCAACUAUUGGCCUGGAGGGAACAUUGCUGGCUGGACGGGAUCUAAGAUUUAUAAGUUUGUCAACAAGUGGAUGUUUUUGUUUAAAUGCUCUAGUAUUAUUGAUCUUGUGUAGUAGAUAUAGUUUGCAAGGAUGUUGGUUUGCCCUUGUUGGAUUUCAAUGGGCUCGAUUUUCAAUGGCCCUUCUGCGUCUUCUAUCUCCCAAUGGCAUUUUAUACUCGGAAGAUAUACGCCAGAAUGAGCUGCAACAGUUGAAGACUGCAUAGUUUUGGAACUUCAUUAUAAUUUAUAGUUCAUGAUACAUUAUACAAAUAGAAGCAUGUUGUCUGCUGCUGGCAAAUCUUGUUAAAUAUGUUACAAAAUAGGCAUUCAUUUCAAUGUCGAUACAAUUCAGUGCAGGGAAACUACUGGUGCUGAGUUGUAUCGGAAACCAAGCUGGGAGAAGGGAGAUGUGAUGUGGGGAAAUUGAACCCACCACCCUGAUCAUAUGAUCUUUGUGAUCAAGGGACUGAGGUAAAUGUAAUUUCAAUCUUCCUAUCAAACAUCUUGACUAGUUUAUUUAAAGAUUUGAACUAGCCAAGUUGAGAAAGAGGAUCUUUCACUUUUCAGCAAAAUCUACAGUGAAACUGAUAGUCAAGGCCAAAAAGAAAAGGAUGGAAUUUAAGUUAGUCACUAAGGAAAAAAACAUGGAACUAUUUAUCCUUCACAAAAAUAAUCCUGGUCACGUUAAUCAUUUUGCAAAAUUUCUCAGACUAUUAUUUUUUGGUGUAAUUUAAACUGCGGCAUUGCUGAUGUGGCACUCCAUCUGUCAUUUGGCUGAUCAUGUGGAAUAAAGAUGAAAGUGAGAUGCAUUCAA